Myotis myotis is the source of this 3333-nucleotide messenger RNA. RefSeq lists its product as uncharacterized. Lineage: Eukaryota; Metazoa; Chordata; Mammalia; Chiroptera; Vespertilionidae. Gene Ontology annotation, molecular function: zinc ion binding; nucleic acid binding; aspartic-type endopeptidase activity. The record is from RefSeq and is a predicted model, not a curated record. Gene Ontology annotation, biological process: virion assembly; proteolysis.
AUGGUUGAUCAUUUUAAAGAGAUUAAGGGAAGGGCUAACAACCUCAGUGUAGAAGUGAAGAAGGGUCAAUGGCAGACUUUCUGUUCCAGCGAGUGGCCGGCUCUCAAUGCCGGGUGGCCGCCGGAGGGGACUUUCGACCUCCCCACCAUUCGCCGGGUCAGAGAAGUCGUAUCUCGGCCCAAGGGGGGUCACCCCGAUCAGCUUCCUUACAUUAUUAUUUGGCAGGACCUCGUGGAGAACCCUCCCUCCUGGCUCAAGCCCUUCCUGGCUCCACGCCCUCCGGAGCCGGCACCCAUACUUGCCUUGCAGGACGUGGAGAAGAAGAAGGAGGAGAAAAAAACCACUCUGCCAUUGGCUCCAGCUCCCCUCUACCCGGUUUUGCAGGGGGGUAAUGACGAAGAGUUAAUUUUUCCUCCCCCGUAUCAGCUUCUCAGGACACCUGAGAGAUUAGAUCCCGCCCCGUUGCGGGAAGCUGAUGCGGUUCCGCUUCCGGGUGUGGCCGGGAGCGCAGUUCCGGUCCCGGGGGCGGGAGUUCUGGGAAUGGCCGGGGUUCCGAUGGGAGGUCCGCCCCUCACCCGGCUGAGAGCACAGCGGGAGCUGUCCGUCGCCUCACCCGAUUCCACUAUCAAGAUCCUGCCCUUAUGGGCCGCCGGACCCCCAGAUGCAGAUGGCAAUCAACCUUAUAUUUAUUGGCCUUUUUCAACUAGCAAUCUUUAUAACUGGAAGGCGCAGAAUCCUAAGUUCUCAGAGAAGCCGGGUGGACUUAUUGACUUGCUUGAUUCUGUUCUUUUCACCCACCAGCCCACUUGGGACAAUUGCCAGCAGCUUUUGCAGGUCCUGUUCACAACGGAGGAGAGAGAGAGAAUCCUCAAUGAGGCCCGGAAGGUGGUUCCCAGCGUAGAUGGGAAUCCAACUACCAACCAGGCCCAGAUAGAUGUCUCGUUCCCCUUAACUAGGCCUGAAUGGGACUUCAACACGGCAGAAGGUAAGGAGAGGCUCAAAAUCUACCACCAGGCUCUGAUGGGGGGUCUUCGCAUGGCUGCUAGGAAGCCUACCAAUUUGACCAAGGUAGGGAACGUACAGCAGGAAAGGGAUGAGUCUCCAGCUGCCUUUCUAGAACGGAUCAUGGAGGCAUAUCGCACCUAUACCCCCAUGGAUCCAGAAGCUCCUGAAAAUAAGGCAGCUGUGGUCAUGAGCUUUAUAAACCAGUCAGCCACAGACAUUAGAAAGAAACUGCAGAGAAUAGAUAGAUUAGGGGGAAAGAGUUUUUGGGACUUGUUGGAAGUGGCUGAAAAGGUGUAUAACAAUCGAGAAUCCCCUGAGGAUAGGCAAGCCCGCGCCAUGAUGGCUGCCAGCGAUAAGCAGACCCGAAACCUGGCCAAGAUUCUGCUAGCCACCACCACGGAGAACCCUGAGGAGCGGACCUGCCACCUUCGCCAGCUUGCUGAUGGCCAAGAAGAAGGUAAGGGGACCGCCUGGGGCGGGAAGAAGAAGCUGCAACGGAACCAGUGUGCUCACUGCAAAGAGAUAGGACACUGGGUCUGGGAAUGCCCAAAGAAGGCUGGUAAAAAAGGAAACAAGGCGGAUCGGGUGGAGGUCUUGGAGCUGGGAGGACUAAGUGAUUAGGGGAGUCGGGGUUCGGACCCCCUCCCCGAGCCCAGGGUAACUCUUAGAGUGGAGGGGACGCCUGUUGACUUCCUUGUCGACACUGGAGCACAACACUCGGUCCUACGCACACCUCAAGGGAAGCUAGCCAGCAAAAAGUCCUGGGUGCAAGGGGCAACUGGCAUAAGCCAGUAUUCAUGGACUACCCGAAGAACAGUAGAUCUAGGAACAGGCCGGGUAUCCCAUUCCUUCAUGGUAAUACCGGAGUGCCCCUACCCCCUAUUAGGACGGGACUUGCUGACCAAGAUCGGAGCCCAAAUAACUUUCAGACAAGGGGGGCCCCAGGUCACUGAUGGCAAAGGCCAUCCCAUCCAGGUUCUGACUCUGAGACUGGAGGAUGAAUAUCGCCUCCACCAGGGGGCGCCCCCAGGAGAGAACAAUAUAGACAGAUGGCUACAAGAAUUCCCCACUGCCUGGGCAGAGACGGGGGGAGUAGGACUGGCCGCUCACAGGGCCCCAACCCUGGUAGAGUUAAAACCAGGAGAAAGUCCGAUAAGACUCAAACAGUAUCCAGUGCCCCAGGAGGCCCGGAAGGGGAUUCAGCCUCAUAUCCGAAGACUGCGAAGCCUAGGGAUACUGGUUCCAUGCCAAUCUGCCUGGAACACCCCCCUCCUGCCAGUCAAAAAGCCCCACACGAAUGACUACCGACCAGUCCAGGACCUCCGAGAAGUAAAUAAAAGAGUUAUGGAUAUACACCCAACCGUUCCUAACCCGUACACUCUCCUAAGCUCUUUAGCACCCUCUAGAGUCUGGUACACUGUAUUGGAUUUGAAGGAUGCUUUUUUCAGCCUGCCGCUUGCGCCUCAAAGCCAACCCCUGUUCGCCUUCGAAUGGCACGAUCCAGAGGAAGGCUACAGUGGACAAUUAACCUGGACGCGGUUACCCCAAGGGUUCAAGAAUUCGCCCACCAUCUUUGACGAGGCACUGCACGAGGACCUCGGUGAGUACAGGAGAGAACAUCCCAAUCUCACCCUCCUUCAGUAUGUAGAUGACAUCCUGGUUGCUGCAGACACUGCCGAGGACUGUGAGCAGGGGACCAAAGACUUGUUGGCUACCCUAGGGACCUUAGGGUACCGGGCAUUUGCGAAGAAAGCUCAGAUAUGCCAAGAGAGGGUGAGUUAUCUGGGGUACAUACUGGAGGGCAGACAGCAGCGGUUGUCGGACACUAGGAAAGAGACAGUCCUGAAAAUCCCUAUUCCCACCACCUGGAGGGAAGUAAGGGAAUUCCUAGGAUCAGCUGGCUAUUGCCGCCUCUGGAUCCCAAGUUUUGCUGAGAUUGCCAGGCCCCUAUAUGAAGCUACCAAGGAGGGAAAGGCCUUUGAAUGGACUGAGACAGAGGAAAUUGCCUUUAAUCAGAUAAAGAGAGCUCUUUUGGCUGCUCCAGCCCUAGGCCUGCCGGACAUUACAAAACCCUUUAGCCUCUUUGUAGACGAGUGCAAGGGCAUAACAAAAGGGGUCUUAACUCAGGCUUUAGGCCCUUGGAGCCUCCCGGUAGCGUAUUUGUCUAAAAAGCUGGACCCUGUGGCCGCCGGCUGGCCGCCGUGCCUAAGAAUCAUUGCGGCAACCGUGCUCUUAGUCAAGGAUGCCGACAAAUUGACCCUGGGACAGGAAAUCUGGAUAACAACCCCUCAUGCCAUUGAGGGAGUCCUAAAACAGCUUCCUGACUGA